Messenger RNA from Staurois parvus, 570 nucleotides. The record is from the annotation of a GenBank genome assembly. NCBI's taxonomy places the organism in Eukaryota, Metazoa, Chordata, Amphibia, Anura, Ranidae.
UAUGGAGUGGCCGGUCCAGUAUUUCCGCCGCUGCUGUGUCAGAAUACUGGGCCGGCCGCUCAGCUCUUCUCUGCAGCAGGACCUUACCUGUUCCUCGGACCAGCGCUGUUCAGUUUUCCCGUCCACAGUCUCCGGUCAUCCCUGUACUGUCUGCAGUCUCUAGUCAUCCCCUGUACUGUCUGCAGUCUCUGGUCAUCUCCUGUACUAUGUCCGCAGUCUCUGGUCAUCUCCUGUACUAUGUCCGCAGUCUCUGGUCAUUUCCUGUACUAUGUCCGCAGUCUCUGGUCAUCUCCUGUACUAUGUCCGCAGUCUCUGGUCAUCUCCUGUACUAUGUCCGCAGUCUCUGGUCAUCUCCUGUACUAUGUCCGUAGUCUCUGGUCAUCUCCUGUACUAUGUCCGCAGUCUCUGGUCAUCUCCUGUAUUCUCUGCAGUGUCUGGUCAUCUCCUGUACUAUGUCCGCAGUCUCUGGUCAUCUCUUGUACUAUGUCCGCAGUCUCUGGUCAUCUCCUGUAUUCUCUGCAGUCUCUGGUCAUCUCCUGUACUAUGUCCGCAGUCUCUGGUCAUCUCCUG